UAGCAGUCAUUCGUCGACUCUUAUAUUUCUCUAUUGGGUCGCUAGUGAUCUACUUUCCCUAUCACUUCUUUCUUCUUCAAGAUUUGCAUCUGCCCCUCCUUCUUUUGAUUUGAUCAAAUCUCUUUGAUAAUUAUCUUGAUUGGAACAGCUGCCCUUUCUUCAGAUCUGUAUGAGAAACAUCUUGAUUUUACCAGGUACUUUAUAUUUAUUUAUGUUCUAGUUACUAUCAUUUGAAGUUUGCUAGUUUUAUUUGCUUCUUUAACAUAUUGAUAAAUAUUUAUAUUUAUUUAUCUUGCUAGGUUUUUUUGAAGUUUGAUAGUUUUAUUAUUGCUAGUUUGAAGUUUGCUAGUUAAUAAACUUGAAGAAAAUUUUAUUAUUUUAUUUCAGAUCGAGAGGUAUAGUCAUAUUAUGAAUGAGACCCAUAUCCUCUAACAAACUUGCAUGCUUGAUGAAGCCUUUAAUAGAUCUCUUUAAUCUAUGUUUGAAAGGAGAACAUCUCUGAUUAAUCACUGACAGACAGUGAUCUCUCUGCUUUGUCUCACUUAUCUGCAAUCAAAGUUGGCAUCAUUUGGUGCCUGUUCUGAUUCAAGCAAGUCUUUAGGAGAAAUUCUUCUCAGUCAAGGACAAACAAAAAUGGGAAGACCGAAAGAUCAAAUGUUUUGGGAGUAUGUUGAGGGGAUUGGUAAUCAUUUGAAGUGUAAAUUCUGCGGAAAUGUAUUCAAGGGGAGUCCUUCAAUUUCAAGGAUCAAAUCUCAUUUAGCAGGAAUUCCAGGGCAGGGCAUUCAAAUUUGCGAUAGUGUGCCUGAUGAUGUCAAAGAAGCAGCUCUUGAAGCAAUCCAAGGAGCAAACAAAAGACGUAAAACUAUGAGGAGUUCAAGCAACAAUGAGGUGUACAAUCCAAUUUCAAGGCAACAAAAUCAUGAAGUGGAAGACGAAGAAAGGAUGCAAAUGGAAGUUCAGGAGAUUGAACAACAAGUGGGGGAAGCUGGAACUUCUUUUCUUCUUGAAAUGGAAGAUAAUGUAGAGAACCAUGUUGGACAAUCUUUGCAAUUUGUUGAGACCAAAGGAGAGAAGUUGUUGACAGCAAAGUUAAAGGGUGAGGAGUUUGAAACACAUAUAAAAGAGAUCUGUUCUUGUUUAAGGGAUGAUGAUAAUGUCUCAAAGGUUGGCAUUUAUGGGAUGGGGGGAGUGGGUAAAACUGAAUUGGCGAAACAUGUUAAUAAUGAACUUUUAAGAACUCCCAGCCCAUUUCAUUAUGUUUAUUGGGUUACUGUGUCGCCAGAUUUUAGCAUCCAUAAAUUGCAAGACACCAUUGCAAGAAUGGUGAAUCUAGACCUUUCAAGUGUGGAUGAUAAGCAUAUAAGAGCAGCCAGAUUAUUCAAGGUGUUGAAGGAUAAAAAUUUUGUUUUAAUUUUGGAUGAUAUGUGGAAUUAUGUUCCCCUUGAAAUGGUAGGAAUUCCUGAUAACAUGAAAAGAUGCAAGUUGGUUCUCACAACUCGAUCUUUAAAUGUGUGUCGAAAGAUGGAUUGCCAGAAGAAUUUCAAAGUAAAGCCUCUUUUAGUAGAUGCAAGUUGGGAGCUAUUUUUGCAGGAAUUGGGGCAUCAAAUAAUGCCUAGUCUAGAAAAGAUUGCAAAGUCCAUUGUAUUAGAAUGCAAGGGCUUGCCACUUGGGAUUAAAGUAAUGGCAAGAAACAUGAAGCAAGUGGAUGACAUACAUGAAUGGAGUAAUGCAUUGGACAAAUUAAGAAGAUCAAUACCAGAGCAAGAGAAUUUGGAGAUAUUCAACGAAUUGAAACGUAGCUAUGAUUAUUUGAAUGAUCCAACUUUACAACAAUGUUUCUUAUAUUGUGCAUUAUAUCAAGGAAGUUGGUAUGGUAUAAGAAAAGGAAUGAUCGAGUUAUUGAUUGAUGUGGGAGUAAUAGAAGGAGAAAGCAGGAGAGAAGAAUUCAAUGAGGGCCGUACCAUACUCAACAAACUUCUAAAUCUUUGCUUGUUAGAAAAAGAAGAAGAUACUUACACAGUGAAGAUGCAUAAAUUGCUUAAAAAUAUGGCCAUCCAAAUAAUGAACGCAGAUGCACGAGUAAUUGUUAAAAAUGAUGAAGAGUUAUCUGAAAUGCCAGAGUGGGGAAACUGGUCAAAAGAUCUUCUCAGAAUUUCAUUGAGUUCUAAAGAUAUACGUAAGAUUCCUUCCGGUUAUUCACCCAGCUGUCCUAAUCUUUCAACUGUUUUGUUGGGUAACAAUUUUAAUUUGAGCUUCAUUGGAUAUUCUUUCUUCAAGCAAUUGCAUGGUCUCAAGAUGCUUGAUCUUUCUUGGACUGCUAUUCAAAAGUUGCCAACGUCGAUCUCUCAUUUGGUGAAUCUAAGCGCAUUAUUACUUAGGGACUGUAAAAAUUUAAGGCAUGUGCCGUCAUUAGCAGCGCUUAGGGCAUUGAAGAGGUUGGAUCUCUAUGGUUCUGGAGUGGAAAAAGUGCCUAAAGGAAUAAAAUUGUUGUCCAAUCUCAGGUAUUUGGAUCUUUGUGGCACAAACAUAGAGGAGUUGCAACCAGGGAUAUUACCAAAGCUUUCCCAAUUGCGAUUCCUCCGCCUUGGCUUUUCUUUCACAGUUGAAGGAAAGGAAGUAGCAUCGCUGAGAAAGUUGGAAGAAUUGGAAUGCCGUUUCCACGGUGUUGGUGAGUUGAACACCUUCAUGACUUGUAAACCUUCAACCAGUCAAAUGCGAUGCAGACUUCUUGUAGGACAAAGCAAACAAAUGGAUGGAAGCUAUUUUGAUGAUUCUGAGGUUUAUUUUAAUAAUUGCAGUAUCAGCGAAGGGGGCAAUGCCCUAUCUCUCCCAAGAGAAGUGAAAUCUCUGAUCUUUGAUGGAUGCAACAUUGAAAGCGGCGGCUUAUGCUUCCGAUAUGCAAUUGAACCGGAGUACUUUGAAAUUGAAGAUUGUGAGGGUCUAGAGCAUUUGUUUUCAUUGUCCUCCCCCCCUUCUGUGUUUAAAACCCUUGAGAUUAUACAAAUUCGCAAUUUGAAGGAUCUAUAUUUCCUGUUUGGUGAAGGAGGGAGGAAGUUCAACGGGGACAUUCCAUUAACAGGACCAUUAUCACUGCCGUAUGGUACCUUUUCCCUUCUCAAAGAAUUUAAAAUAUGGGAUUGUCCAAGUAUGAAGAAGCUGUUCCCUCAGAGCUUGAUGUUAGACCUUCAAAAUCUGAAAGUGAUUUCUGUAACAAAUUGUGAUAACAUGGAGGAGUUGAUAGCAUCGGAAGAAGGACAAGAAAGCGUCAACGGCAAUAUUGGCAGCAGAUUCAUCUUUGUCCCAAAAUUAAGGAGGGUUGAAUUGCAUGGGUUGCCAAAACUGAAAAGCAUAUGUAGUGGAGAAAUAGUAUGCGAUUCUCUCCAAACAAUUGGAGUACGGAAUUGUCUAAAUCUUGAGAGGAUAGCACUUUCUCUUUUCUUGCCUGACCAUAGCCAGCUGUCCCCUCUCCCUUCUCUUCAAGCUAUCAGAAUUUAUCCUAGAGAAUGGUGGGAGUUGGUUGUUGAGUUUGACCAUCCGGACGCCAAGGAUGUCCUCUUUCCCCUUUGCGAAUUCUUAUGAUAUUUUGUAAAAUAAUUGAAGCAGGACAUAAGACAUGUUAUAAGAUGGAGUUUCAUCAGCCAAUGGGAGUAGGAGUGUGAGGUCUCCAUAUUUGAAGGUGUGGUUAUAAGUUCGAGCGAGCGAAAUCGGAGAUCACUAUCUCGAAGAACGAUGGCCAGGAAGUUUUUCGUCGGCGGCAACUGGAAAUGUGCGAGUUUCCAUCCAUCAUUUCCUUUUUACUUUAUUUAAUUUUCAUUUUAUAUUUUUCAUAUCUGAUCAUUUAUAUAUGUACUCUUGCAUGUGUUUGAUCAAUCUGAGGAAUAUGAAAUUCCUUGUUCUUUUA
Messenger RNA from Hevea brasiliensis (rubber tree), 3901 nucleotides. RefSeq names its product probable disease resistance protein At4g27220. NCBI's taxonomy places the organism in Eukaryota, Viridiplantae, Streptophyta, Magnoliopsida, Malpighiales, Euphorbiaceae. Gene Ontology annotation, molecular function: DNA binding; protein binding; ADP binding. The record is from RefSeq and is a predicted model, not a curated record. The transcript is spliced from 3 exons. The coding region runs from base 634 to 3579 and encodes 981 amino acids.